Molecule: messenger RNA, 1044 nt
Organism: Lolium rigidum
Lineage: Eukaryota; Viridiplantae; Streptophyta; Magnoliopsida; Poales; Poaceae
Product: plastid division protein PDV1-like
Exons: 2
Coding region: 1-777 (258 amino acids)
Biological process (GO): chloroplast fission
Source: RefSeq, a predicted model, not a curated record
AUGGAGCCCGAGGAGGCGGCGGCGGUGCUGGAGACCAUCUGGGACCUCCACGACAAGGUCAGCGACGCCAUCCACGCCCUCUCGCGCGCCCACUUCCUGCGCACCGUCCGCCGCCGGGCCGGGGACAGGCCCGCGGGCCUCGUCUACAUCAAGGGCGUCCCCGACGAGGAGGCGGACCUCAAUGCGGUGGCUGAGGAGGCCAGGAGCCUGCACGCCAUCCGCGCCGCCCUCGAGGACCUCGAGGACCAGCUGGAGUGCUUUCUGGCUGUGCAUUUACAGCAGGAAGCAGAACGAGAUGUUGCAUUGCAAAGGUUGCAGCAAAGUCACAUCAUGCUUUCCAUAAGAUUAAAGGAGCAUCAUGGGAAAAAUUGCAAGGUCAUAGAAGAGGCGUCGGAGUUCAUCAAUAAUGUGUACCAUGAUAUCUGGCCUUCUCUGUCAGUAAACAAGCCUGAGAAAUCAAGAAGCAAUUCUGGCGUGAAUGCUACCGAGAAGAAGGAAAAAGGAUCAAACUUCUUUGGGUGGAUGGUUUCUUCUAGUCUGGAUCUAGCUAGGAACAGUCUCAACAUGAAAAAUAUCGGUGGUUUAUUAGGGAAUAGUGCAGUGUUAGCUGUUGGCAUGGUUACAAUGCAUUUCUUGGCUUCUGGAGAACAAAGUCCACCGUGCCGUAAAUACAGCUAUAGAAGGAUCAAUCAUGACAACUCUUCACAGUUUGAGGCGUCUUCACUGGCCGUGGGCAGUAGAAUGGGUCAUCUGGAUGUAUUCUUAGCCAAAAGCUGAGAGGACCUUAUCUGAUCUGUUGUUUGUAGAUAAUUUGUUGGUAGGUUUACUCCUAGGAUCUCCUAGCAUUCUAUUUUCUGGGAACUCGAGUUGCUGUUCUAGGUAUGGAUCACAUUUGUGUAGUCUAGGUUACCUCGGUUACUUCCGAAAUAUUUGAAAUGAAUAAUUGUAAUCCUUGUUGUACGCAGCAGCAAGUUGUAUUCAUGUUGAUCAAUUUUGCGUGCUCUGUUGGUUAGUUGGCUCCUGUUGUACAGAGCCUUGCUCUGA